AGCCAACUGUUAAGCUAAGAAGGAAAGUUGUAGAGCAGACUGAGAGAGAAGCUCAGUUAAAACUAAAAUGGUGGUUCUCUCUCCUUCUCUUCUUCCCGUCCCAACUCUCCAUUGCUUCAGGCAUGAAUCAGGUAGUACUGGCAGUGGAAUGCUAAGUCAUAAGAAUAGUAACUACAUCAGAAGAUUCCAUGAGAAAAUCACAGUGUGCUGCAGUUUUGAUUCAAAACCCACUUCUCAAAACGUGCUAUGUAGAAGGGAUUUGUUGCUCUUUGCUCUUUCUUCUUCACUCUCCGCACAUUUUCCAUCUUCAGGAUGUCUUGCUUCGGAGGAUGUACGAACGGCUUCAUUCGUUGAUGAGAUAAAUUCUUAUACCUAUUCAUACCCAGUGGAGCAGCCAUCUAAGAAAAUUUUUAAAUGGGUGGAAUCUAGAAAGCCUGAAAGGUAUUCAUCAGCUGCCCCAUUGUCUCCUGAUGCACGUCUACGCAUAGUGUCUGAACGUGUGGACUUUGCCGAUAAUCUCAUAAUUUCUGUUUCGAUAGGUCCCCCGAAUAUUCAGUUUUUGAAGUCAAAGGAUAAGAAGACAUGGGCAGCAAAAGAUGUUGCUGAUUCUGUAUUGUCUGACAAGUCUGCACUGCGUGUCACCUCAAGCCAGCGGAUGAGCGAGAGUUCUGUUCUUGAUGCGCAUGCCAGUGAAAUUGAUGGUGAGCUAUAUUGGUACUAUGAGUACCUUGUUCGCAAAUCACCAACAAAAUCCGCUCAAGAAGCAAACCUAUACCGACAUUAUGUUGCUUCAACAGCUGAACGGGAAGGUUAUCUAUACUCUCUAAAUGCUUCAACUCUUAGCAAGGAGUGGACCGAGAUGGGUCCCUUUUUGGAACAGACGGUUGCAUCAUUUCGCCUUCUUCCUCCCACUGAUAAUUAUGUUCCUCCAUACAAGGAUCCAUGGAGAUUUUGGUGACAACCCCUUUUUUCCUUUUUGUUUCUAUUGAUGAUAAUAAGUGUAAAAUUUUA
Hibiscus syriacus is the source of this 1011-nucleotide messenger RNA. Its product is annotated as psbP domain-containing protein 5, chloroplastic-like. The transcript has 11 exons. The coding region runs from base 68 to 958 and encodes 296 amino acids. Lineage: Eukaryota; Viridiplantae; Streptophyta; Magnoliopsida; Malvales; Malvaceae. The record is from RefSeq and is a predicted model, not a curated record.